CAAAAAGCGGUUAUUUUGCGGGUUUGAUCACUUAUGCGGGGUCGAGAUGCUCUUAGCAGCGCCCCCCUCCACUUUGGCACAUCGAUUCCUCCGUGUAACCCUUGGCUCCUCCAUCUCCGCGGCGCCGCGAGCUCUCCGCUGUCCGGCAAGCUGCCGGCGUGUCAGCGGAGGCGACCGCCGCUGCCCGUUCAUCCUCAACUGGUGGUUUCCGCAGCUCCAUCAGCGCGCGAGAACCUGGAGAAGAGGGGCAGAUAUGACACAUCUGUCCAACUUUUUAACCGGGGCUGGUGGUGGUGGAGCGCUGAUGGGGCAGCUGAACCCAACCAAUUCAGCGAGCCGAUCACGAGCGGUAAAAAAUUAUAUACCUCAACAAGGCCCAGGUAUAUGUCUUGAAAAGAAAUGCCAUGUGCAUUCAGAUUUUCCGACAAAGGUUUCCACUGAAACGUGCAGGCACGCAUUGCAGCUGCACACAUCCCCACCAGGUCUGAACUCUGAAGGCAGAGAAAUGUUGUUUAAUCUUGUUGAUUUCUUUUUUCGAGAGUACCAUAGCUUUAUAGAGUACGCCUAGGUUGAUUUCCACGAGGUAAGCUUGAGGUUGCUGAUGAGAUUAUUUCUCUGGCUAAUAUAAAUCUCCUCGGAGGGGAGCGAGUCAACUACUCACAGAAAGGCACCAGCAUAGAUGGGUAUGAGUGCCACUGCCUUCUUCUACCUGCUGCUGUCCCUCUGGGUUCAGGAUGCAGCCGCGGCUGGCCUUGGCCUCACAAGAAGUGAUUUCCCACGGGAGUUCGUCUUUGGAUCUGGAACCUCGGCAUAUCAAUAUGAGGGUGCUGUUGCUGAGGAUGGCAGGAGCCCAAGCAACUGGGACACUUUCACUCACGCAGGCCAAAUGUCAGACAGAAGCACGGGAGAUGUUGCUGCAGAUGGAUACCACAAAUACAUGGAGGAUGUCAAGCUCAUGUCUGAGACAGGCCUAGAGGCCUAUAGGUUCUCCAUCUCCUGGUCAAGGCUCAUUCCAAAUGGACGCGGAGCUGUCAAUCCCAAAGGGCUACAGUACUACAAUAACCUCAUUGAUGAGCUAGUGAAUCAUGGAAUUCAAGUCCACAUCACACUUCACCAUAUAGAUCUCCCUCAGAUUCUUGAAGAUGAGUAUGGUGGAUGGUUAAGCCCCAGAAUUGUUGAAGAUUUCACAGCAUAUGCAGAUGUUUGCUUCAAGGAGUUUGGAGAUAGGGUUGCAUCAUGGACGACAAUGAAUGAGCCAAACAUUGGUGCAUUGGCCUCUUAUGAUGUUGCUAUAUUCCCUCCUGGUCGUUGCUCGGAUCCAUUUGGAGUAACAAAGUGCACCUCUGGGGACUCUGGUGUGGAACCAUACAUAGCAGCUCAUAAUACCCUUUUGGCGCAUGCAUCGGUUGUCAGUCUGUACAGAAAGAAAUAUCAAGCCAUGCAAAAAGGAGUUGUUGGCAUAAGUAUUUACUCUUUCUGGAGUUAUCCAUUGACACAUUCCACUGUGGAUUUAGAAGCAACUAGGAGAUGUAUAGAUUUCUACUUCGGCUGGAUACUAGAUCCGUUGGUGUUUGGGGACUACCCGCAAGUAAUGAAGAAGAAUGUUGGCUCUCGCCUUCCACCCUUCACGGAAGUUCAGUCUGAACUUAUCAAGGGUUCUUUAGAUUUUAUUGGAAUAAAUCACUACUACUCUCUGUAUGUGAAUGAUCGCCCUCUGGAAACAGGCGUUCGAGACUACAAAGCAGACAUGUCAGUUAGUUUAAGGGGUUCUAGGAUAGACCCACCAUCUAGUCAGGGCCCCCCAGCAAAUGUUCCAAGUGAUCCCAAAGGGUUGCAGCUUCAGCUGGGGUACCUGAAAGAAACCUACGGGAACCUUCCCGUCUAUGUCCAAGAGAAUGGCAUGGGAACCUCCGCCGACGGUCUGGAUGACACCGAAAGGGUCAGUUACCUGAGCAGCUACAUGGAGAGCACACUGAACGCGAUGAGGAAUGGAGCCAAUGUGAGAGGCUAUUUCGCCUGGGCAUUCAUGGAUUUGUUCGAGCUCUUGUCCGGGUUCCAGUCGAGGUACGGGCUGUACCGGGUGGACUUCACCGACGAGAGGUUGCCGCGGCAAGCUAGGCUCUCCGCUCGCUGGUACUCUGGCUUCCUCAAGCACAACGGAACCUCUGCCCUGGUGUUGAGAACGCCGGUCAACCAGGCGCUGAACUCGGUGUCCUGACUCCCGUCUCUGAGUCCGGUGCAACCGUGCAUGCGUGCGUGUGAUGUUUUGAUCAGAAAGCGUGAUUCUUGGAUUAAAUUAUAAUUACUAGAAACCAAUACUCCUGUGACCACUAUUUACUUAAGUAUUUUCUUUAGGACAAAAGUGAUAUGAAAGAGCAUGAUAUGGCUCUGAGAAAUGUCACAUUUGGUAAAAUAUGAGAAGGUUAUGGUAAGCUUGGUCUCGGUGACCAUGAGAGUUUGUUUGUCAUCUCGAGAUGAUCAUGACAACCACUUGAAACAUUGAAAUUAUAUGAGUAUGCUUAUGCUUA
Aegilops tauschii subsp. strangulata is the source of this 2528-nucleotide messenger RNA. RefSeq names its product beta-glucosidase 5. Gene Ontology annotation, biological process: carbohydrate metabolic process. NCBI's taxonomy places the organism in Eukaryota, Viridiplantae, Streptophyta, Magnoliopsida, Poales, Poaceae. The record is from RefSeq and is a predicted model, not a curated record. Gene Ontology annotation, molecular function: beta-glucosidase activity.